AUGACACACGCAUUACCAAAAGUUGUUAAAUCUCAACUCGUUCAAGAUAUUGGAGUUGCCCUUAUUUUAGGUUCAAUUGCAGGUUGUUUCUUUAAAUAUGGCGUUGAUAAAAAAAAGCAAAGAGAAAGAGUUGCUUUCUAUGAAAAAUACGACAAAGAAGACUUGUAA
Dictyostelium discoideum AX4 is the source of this 168-nucleotide messenger RNA. It is a transcript of the gene cxgS, whose product is annotated as cytochrome oxidase subunit VIIs. Gene Ontology annotation, cellular component: mitochondrial inner membrane. Gene Ontology annotation, biological process: mitochondrial electron transport, cytochrome c to oxygen; proton transmembrane transport. Gene Ontology annotation, molecular function: cytochrome-c oxidase activity. The record is from RefSeq and is a predicted model, not a curated record. Bases 1 to 168 code for a protein of 55 amino acids. The transcript has a single exon. NCBI's taxonomy places the organism in Eukaryota, Evosea, Eumycetozoa, Dictyosteliales, Dictyosteliaceae.